UUCAAAUCAUCGCACUUAAUUACCAUACUAUGGGGGGUUGGGCAGCCCGUAAUGAAAUGAUACCUCUUCCCCCAACCGCCCUCUCUCUGGAUUCUUCUUGCUUAGUUACAUAUGCCUUUUUCCUGCCCUCUUGCUAACAUGUGCCCAAUGACAUACUUCUAACCUGCUAAUAUUUCUUGGAAGGUAAGCUCUCUUGCAUUCUGAUAAUUGUCUAUUUGAUUUUAAAGCCAGAGCACCCUCAGGCCCCUCUACCUAGAAAUAGUUUAGUCUAUUAGUAUUCGCAAAUACUCUGUAAUUCUCCAUGCCUCGUACUCCUCCUGCUUAAAGAGAUUUACGAUGGAUUCAUUUAAGCAGAGGAGAGCUUUGCUAAACUAGACGUCUGAAAACAAAAUUCCAGGACAACUCCAGCUGAAGGUCAUCCAUUGAAUAGAAUUUUGAUGACGCCUCCUGGUCUUUAGAAAGUGCCUUCAGCAUUUGAAAUUGGGGCACCCCUGGGCCCUCUGAGCAGUGCUGAUAUCGUACAUCAUUGAGGCGAUGUGCGUUUCAGGCAGCCACGUUCUGCUGCUUCUCAGGGUGGCUCAGGGAGCGGGUCUGACCUCAGACCCAGCCAGUGUGGAGCAGACGACCCCAUGUUGGACACUGAGUUGAGUUUGUCCCCAGAUAGCAGUUUCCACUUAUUCCAGAACUGGCGUGCUCUCUGUGGAGAUGAGUGACUGGGUUUGUUUUCAUGCCAUCACGAGCUCGCGCCAGGUAGAGCAGGUGCCGGUGCCUGGCCCCACGAGUAGGAGCCUUGCCUAGUUCCGCUGAAUGUCCGUAUGCCUAACGUCUUCAUCGCCUUUUCCUUCCCAUUGUGCCUUUCAUGUUCAGACAUGUGAGCCAGUGUUCCAGUUUGUGUCGGUUUCCUUGCCUGACUUUUUUUUUUUUUUUCAUUUCUCCCUUUUUCCAUUUUUUUUUUCCAACAUCUUAUCAUUUGAUCCCACAAUGUCUCUGCCGCGGAUUAACCAUUCUGUGUGCCAAGGAGAGUCGAGCUGACCCAGCCAUUAAUUCUGCAUUUUGUGCUUUUCUAGGUCUCCAGAGAGAGCCCAAUCCCUGUCCUGUAAUAACUGUAAAGCACUUUAAAGAAUCAGCGGGCAUUAAGGGCCUUGCCCUGUGUCCAGACCCAUCCAGAGUACCUGGCGCGAAAACCCUGAACAAUUCCGAGUCCGACUACUUGGCCAGAGAUGGCCCUUCAAGCAACAGCUCGUUCCAUAGCAGUGAAGAGGAAGGCACUGACCUGGAGGGGGACAUCCUGGACUGUAGCGGCUCUCGCCCUCUCCUCAUGGAGUCUGAGGAAGAGGAGGAGGGCUGCAGGCCUCCUCUGCAGGGAAAACUGGAAGGCGCCACCCCAUUCCCGCAGCCGGAAGUGUCCUCUGAGCCGGCCACGGCAGGCCAAGGGGACGGGAAGAAUCAGUUCCCCGCCCUCACACCACCCCCCACUGAUGGUCCUGGUGAGCCUGAUGUUUUUGCCACCGCACCCUUCAGGAGCUCCCGGGUUCCAGCUGACGACCUGGACAUUUUCUCCAAAGCCCCGUUUGUCACCAAGGGCAGUGUGGCUGCUCCCCAGCUGGAGGAGGCCGACGUUUUCUCGCGAGCUCCUUUUACCAAGAAGAAAAGUGUGGAGGAGUUCGCCGUUGCCCAGGGUACCCCUCAGACAGAUGACGUCCCGCUGCUGUCAGGCAUUGAGCGGGCUGCCUACGCCGCAGCCCGAGCUCAGUACCCCAUGGCUGGCUUUGGCCAACCUCCUCCCCUCUCCUCCCACUCUGUCCAGACGGCAGACCAUCUUGACAGCAUCACUGGCCGGGGCCCCUCCUUGGAAUCCGGGGGCCAUCCAAAUGACAGAAACAAAGGACCUCAGCCCCAGAAAGAAGCUGCAUCAGGCCCUCUGACGGGCAAACCAUUCCGCCCCCAGUCUUUAUCCAAAUAUUCCCGUCACUAUAGCCCAGAAGAUGAGCCGAGCCCAGAAGCCCAACCCAUUGCUGCCUACAAAGUUGUUUCGCAAACCAACAAGCAGUCAAUAGCUGGCUCUGUUUCUAUCACGCCCCUUUCUUCCAGGACUACGGAGCUGCCAGCUGCUGAUCCUUUUGCUCUAGCCCCCUUUCCUUCCAAAUCAGGCAAGCAGAAACCUUAGGAGCAAUUAUCUGAGCCUUAGUCCUCUGUCCCUACCCCACCCCAGUACCACUCCCAGCUGAGCCUUCCUCGGAACAAAGAGAUCAGUGAUUAUUUUCAGUUCCCUGGGUGAGAGCAGAACUUCCUCCGUCAACAGACUCAGUGCUAUUUGGUUGAAACCCUUUUCAGUUACACUCAUUUUUUUGUUGUUUAUAUUGGUUUCUCAACUUUUGGGCAUUUCCAUCUCCACCUCCAUCCAGAAACCUCCUCCCCUCUCCCCCCAUUCACGCUGUUAAAAUCGAGAAAUACUUCGUCCCAACCCCAAAGGGGCCGUUUUAAUUCCUGCAGUUGUUAAAUCAUGCCUAUUGAGGAAUCACGGUUGGCCCUCCCAUACUGCUUGAUACUCUUGAAAAGGGGAUGAUGUCUCUGGAACAAAGUGCCAGGUCAGAGUCCUGCAUGUCAUGAGGAAGGUGUCAUCCUGCAGCAAUGAAUCAUUCCUGUAAAACCAGCAGCUCUGGAGGAUUCUCCGGGUCCGUUCUGAGUCUGUGUCGGCAAGAUUGGUCCACAUACAUGAUGAGUGUCUGUGGGGUGCCAUAUGUUUCAAAUCCUUUGCUACAGGUAACUGCAGCAGUUGUUGAUAUGUGUUCAUGCCUAAUAGUGUUAAGCCUUCCUCAUGUCCAUGCUUUGAAAAUUAGCAUAAGUACACACAUAUGGGCUCUGUGUGUGAGUGUGUGUGUGUGUGUGUGUGUCUGUGCAUGAGUGUGAUCAUGUGCACGUAUGCUCAUGCAUACGGAGCUUUUUUCCUUUAAUCGCCUCUUCCCCACCGUGCCUACCUCCACAGUCACUCACUUACUGGCAUUUGUCUCAUGACUUGAACCCGAUUUUACUUAAUGUGAUCGCCAAAUUGAAUUCAUUGAAAGGUGUAGGAAUAUCCUGCUGAAAAUGAGGAUUCAAAGUAAAUAACUUUUCCUCCAGAUUUUGCAUUUAGCAUAUUCCAUUUACAUGGUCAUGAAAAAAGAAUGAUCCAGUCAUGUUUUCCCUCAAACCAGUAGAGAAGAGCACCUUAGACUUCAGUCUCACUGGGUGUCGCUCUUUUUAAGUUCUCAGCAAUCAGGUCUGAUCACUCUAUGCUGUCUUUAUGGAAUUAAUCAUAAGACGAGGUCAUAAACUAGAUUGGCCUGGCUUUGUCUCUCAAAACCUUGUCAUCUUUCUCUGUUGCCUCAAGGAAAUUAAGUCAUGUAAAUAAGCUUAGGAAAAUGAAGAGUUGAAUCAACUAGCUAUGAAAAGCCUCUGUUCUCUUUAUUGCUAAAGUGGGCCAGAUUAGUAGGCUAAUUGGUGUUUUUGAAGUGUCUUCUGUUUGUGGAAAGCUCUGGGUUUUCCUACCUAUUUUCAUACCCUUUAUUAUUAGUGCCUUAAACGGAAACUUCUCAAUGAAAUUUCUGACUGAGGAAGUACCUCUUAAUGGAAACAGUUGCUGCACCAGUUUCAACUUGAAAGAUAGCUGUGAUUUAUAACAAAUGAUAAUGUUUUCUCUAUUAGCUGGAAAAUUUGGGAACGCUGCUUACCAAAUCAGAUUAAUGAUUUAGGAAUGAUGGGAAAUCCAUCCAGGAAUCAGGCCUGUGUGCCAAACUCCAGUGAGCUGAUGGUCUUUAAAUUUGCAGUUCAGAGCUCUCAGGCAGUAAAAUUAAAUCGCUGCUUCUCAAGACUUUUCUAGUUUCUUUAUUUCGAAUGGCCAAGUUAAAAUAAUUGGCACAGGAGCUGCCAACGGUGAUUUUCAAGUUGAGGUUUCAUCUGUGUCCAGGAACCAAAGUCUUUCACUUUGGUUGAUGUUAAAUGUUUAUUCUAUUCUAUGCAAAAUCAUCUCUCCUGCUGAAUGGUGUUGGUUAAGGCAUAUGGAACCUGGUACCCCAAACUUGUUAGGCUUGAUUCUUGGAUGGAGUUCCAAUAAUUCUCAAAUCAUAAACUGGUCUGCAGUAUAAACAGUGUUGUUUAUUUCUGCCGUACUGUCUAGGAAGUAUUUCCAUGUAUUUUCACUGCUCUGCAGGUAUAAAAAGGAUGAAACCCAUGGAAUUAAAACUCUCAAAAGUCCAGAGAAGCAAUAAUAAGAAUAGUCUGAGAAAAUUCUUACUCCAAAUCAGAAAACUCUUUUUUUAAAGAGAAAAGAAAAAAAAAUUCUAAUUUACUCUGAAAUCUUCAGGAGUACUUCUAAACCAGCCCCACUAUCUGUCUUUUCAUUGAUUAUUUGAUCCCUCCCUCUCUAUCAAGCAGUUAAUAAAGGCAUUUUAGUUCUUUAGUGGCCAAUCAAUAAAACUGUGAUUUUAUUACAUAAUUGAGUCAUUUGUCAAGCAUAGGCUUGACAUCUUUAAUUCUCCUUGGAGAGUCCAGAUAUCUUUUUUGAAUAGCAAAUGAGUAGAUACACAUGCAGAUAACUAAAAUUGUCCUUACUGGGUGAUGCAUGAAAAUUUCUUGACCUUUGGAUUAUAUUAUUAGGUAAUAACUAAUCAAUUCUGAACCUAUCUUCUUUUGAUCAUGUAAUGUAAAUUCAUCAUUUCAAGAUACACAAUAUUCUUGCCAGAGGCCAGCCUGAAUAUGGAAAUCUAAAACUUUAAAUUUUAAGGGAAUCAGGAGUUUUCAGAAUGUUUUGAAUUAGUGGUAAGUGCAUGUUUUCACGACUACAACAGGUUAAGGACAAAGAGAAAGAAAAUAUGUAAUCAACAAAAUGCUGCUCUUGUUUUAAUUUAUUUUAUGCAUUACUUGUUUUUACAUCUCUGUAGAGGAAUGCAAGAACUGGUGGCUUUUCAUUUCAGUGGAGCAAGAUGGGCUAGAAUGUGUUUAGGUAUAAAGCAAAGAAUCACAACAUGCACCAGUGAAUUGUUAAAGCAUCUACCUUGAUUACCAAACAGGCACUAUUGAAUUAAUGAUGUAUCAAUCUAUGGCAAAAAGUAUUUAACCUCUGUUUCUUAGCUCACAUACAGCUCUCUACCUCCAAAUCCUUAGGCUGGGAAAUGGAAUGAACAAUAUUGGAGGCUGAAGCAAAUCCUGGGCAGGGAUUCUCAAUCAGAAAAUUGAUCCUUUUCUGCCCUCUUGUUAAUGAAUUAAACAUUUCAUAUGUGAAGACUGAUACAGAUGUAUUUACAUGUCCAUGUUAGGUCUGAGUUUAAUUUGACCGACAAGACUUCUUCUAAACUGUCCAAAAAAUACCAGUAUUGAAUUGAUCCAUUAUUUAGUAAGUUUUGAAAAAUGUGUACAUCAGUGUUUUCAGCUCUUUGGAGGACAUUUUACUGAAAAUGAGUAGCAUACUUCAGUUUAAUUUAAAGUAAAUAUGAUCAUCAGAGUGGUUAGAUAGACACUAAAUUUAGUCGUUAUAUUUGAUUCCAUAAGGAAUACAUCAUAUAAUAUGUAUAUCACUCUCAUGUCACUGUCAUCCCAUUGCUCAUCGAUUUGUUCGAGCGGGUACCAGUAACGUCUCUUAUUGUGAGACUUAUUUGUUACUGUUUUUGGCAUAUCUAAUACGCCACGGGUAGCUUGCCAGGCUCUGCCAUGCAGGCGAGAUACUCUCGGUAGCUUGCCAGGCUCUCCGAGAGGGACGGAGGAAUCAAACACAGGUCGGCCACCUGAAAGGCGAACGCCCUACCGGUGUGCUAUCAAAAAUGGGGCUGUAGCAAUAGUAUAGCAGGUAGGAUGCUUGCCUUGAAUGCAACCAUUCUGGAUUAGAUCCCUAGCACCCCAUAUGGUCCUCCUAAACUCACUAGGCGUGAUCCCUGAGAGCAAAGCCAGGAGUAAGCCUGAGAUCCAACUUACUCUCUGGACAGAAGGGGAAAACUGAAAAGGGAGUCAUAAAGAUCUCAUUUCCUGCUGUCUUUAUCUGUGCAGUGUGGGCUCCAUAUUAUUAUUGAUGAGGGGCACAUAGAAGACUCUGCUCAUAAGACCAUAGCUACCCAGGAGGCAGGAGUGCCUUGUAAAUGUGCAUUGCUACCCCUAACUUUUCAUCUUCCAGUCCUUUCAGAUGACGUUAACAUGGCAGUUGUAAAUGGAUUUGUGUUAUUUAAUUUGUUCUCUCUCUUUUUUUUCUGGUACCUUUAUCGACUGUUAUUUAUAGUUUUGUCUUGUUUCACUGACCAGAACACUUGCAAGCUUGUGACUUGUGAAGAUCAUUUUAGGAACGAUUUCAAAAUACUUGAAAAUAAAAAGUAUCUGGUUGGGCAUUGUGGAUUUUGUUUGGUUUGAGUUUGGGGAGCCACACCCAGCCGUACUCAAGGGCUUACUCCUGGCCCAAUGUUUGGGAAUUGACAGUCCUCAGGGUCCCUUGUGGUAUCUGAGAUGGAGCCAGGAACUCCGCCAGACAAACCCUGUGCUCAGCCCCUUAAGGUAUGUCUUCAGCCCCUGUUUUGUGUUCUUCUGCUAGAAAACAAAUGUGUAGACUAUUGAAAUAAACUACUACGUAGAUGUGGGAACCCAUACUGUAGUGUCUUUUUUUUUUUUUUCUUUUUGGGUCACACCUGGCGAUGCACAAAGGUCACUCCUGGCUCUGCACUCAGGAAUUACCCCUGGCAGUGCUCAGGGGACCAUAUGGAAUGCUGGGAAUCUAACCUGGGUCUGCCGCGUGCAAGGCAAACGCCCUACCCCCCUACCCGCUGUGCUAUCACUCCAGCCUCCAUACUGUAGUGUCUUGAUGCCAACUUACUCUCUGGCUUUCUGGCACUCGCCUGCCUUGUUGCACCCUGAUCUUUAUUAGGAGACAGACCUCUCAUAUGUGGUAUCUAUGAUCAAAUCAUUCACACAGUGACGGUUCUUUCCACUCUUUUUGUCCUAACCCUGCAAGUCCUUCUAACUCACUUCCCUUGUUCCUGUGCCCACUUCAUUUUUCCCUUUUAUCACCACGCCAUGAAGUAGAUAAGGCGAGAUCUGAUCAGACGAUUCAGAUCUUUUCAUGGGCCUGCUUCAGUACUAGAAACCAUUUCUUCCAUUUCAGCCUAGUUUGGGUAAUUUCACCACACUGGAAUAAUUCCAAACAAAAUGGCUUAAUUUUUGUAUUUCUUAGGAGCAAUAAGAGAUGGGAACUGAGGAAUUAGCUCAAGUCGUAGAGCACAUUCCCAGCAGAGCCUUGCAUUGAAUCCCCAGGUCUAGCCCUAGUGGCCGGCCCCAGAGUGCCCUGGAAUGCAGAGGCAAUUUCGUGUGAUGGAAUUAUGGCAUACGGAGCGUUCUUUGUAUGUGUGGGGCCCUGGGUUUGAUCUCCAGCAAUACAAGGACAAACAAAACAAAACCUGUGAACCAGCUUACUGGAGGCUUAAAAAAAAAGUAGAAUAUUUUUUUAUAAAUUUCAUAAAAAAAAGAUUCAGUCUAUUUCCGAGCGGUCUGAAUAUGUAUGACACUGUUUGAAUUUAUAGUAAAACAACGUUUCACUCUUGAAAUCAAAUCAGUUGCUGUCUGCAUUGCCUUGUAACAGAACCAUCUGCAUAAAUUAAAGGGAUCUAUUUUAUUUCUUUGGCAAGGAAUAGCGGAAAUGGUUUCUGCCAAUCAGACUGUAGGAGUGAUAGAAGAAAAUUUAGCUCUUUUGCUCUGAAAUAGCAGGUCAGUUGUGUUCUCUGAGUCUGCCAGAGGCUCAUUUCUAAGGAAUCUGAAGUGUGUGCGUGGUGUGUAUCUGUGUGUUUGUGUCCUCAUGCCUUCUGCCAUGGGGUACCUUCAGGCUUAAUAAUGGCAUCCAAAGACUACCAAGAGGUGACAGUAGGUUUUUGGCAUGGACCCUUCAGUUUCCUUUGCUAACAAUAAGAACUGAAGUUAUUCUAGAUGAAGGUAGGAAAAUUGGCCCUUGCGCCAUUUCCAUUGUAAGCAAGCUCUUCUCAUCCAAGAAGUUGGGGCUUGUCUUGAACCCUUGAAUCAUGUGGUGUUGGAAGACCAGAAGUAACCAGACCACCACAAGGCCUAGAUGAUGUUACUUUGAAAGAGGGAAUUUUAACAUUGCUUUGUUAGGGGAUGGUAACCAAAUAAAGACCAAGAACAGUGCUCAUUCCAUGGAGAAGUAAACGCCCUCUACUGUCUACUUUGAAUUGACUGAAUUGAAGAAGUCAACCCAGAACCCAGCUGUAAGAAAUAGGUCAUCAGACCUCAAAUAACCAUGUGUGCACACAAUCUCAAGACCUGUGAACAUGGAAAGAAGGAAAAAAAGACAUUUAUAAAGUCAAUCUUAAUGAUUUUUGCAAUACCUCCUAUUUGCAGAUUAUUGGAUUUUUUUGUUAUUGCACUCUGUGUGAGCUAUCAUGUAUCUAAUAGUUUUUUGAAUAAUGGUUUGAGUUGUAAACUCCUGUACACUUCAUUAAAAUGGACCUAAUUAAAAGAAGUGACUUUGUAUUUUUUAGAUCUUUCUAGGAUCAAAGAAUUCCACAAAUAUCUUUGUCUUAGUACAAAGCUGAGUUUUAAUGUUUUUAAUUUUUAAAGAGCAACUAACGUUUGGUUUGUUAGUUUCCACUGCUGAUAUUUAUUCCCUGAGACAUCUUUCUCAUUCCAGAUGUUAUAAAUAUAACAUCUUUAUAUUUAUCUUAUACAUAAUAGAAGAUAAUGGGGCCUUGGGGUUUGAUCUGAGAAAAAUCAUAGUGCUCCAUGCUAUGUAAGCUUGCCUGUGAACUUCUAAUAUUUCUGUUACCUGAAUGAGACCUGCAUGGAAAAUGCAGCCCGUUUUUUUAUAAUCCCUGAAAAUAAGCUAGUGCUAACAUAUAAAACAAAAGAGAAGUUUGGGAAAAGUUUGUGUGUAAGAAGUAUGCACCCACUUAUUACCUCUCCAAAUCUGAGAAAAUUUCAAAUAGCAUUAUUGAGUUUUA
Sorex araneus (European shrew) is the source of this 8960-nucleotide messenger RNA. RefSeq lists its product as uncharacterized. Bases 860 to 2167 code for a protein of 435 amino acids. The transcript has a single exon. NCBI's taxonomy places the organism in Eukaryota, Metazoa, Chordata, Mammalia, Eulipotyphla, Soricidae. The record is from RefSeq and is a predicted model, not a curated record.